AGUAGAUAUCACGCUCUCUCUCUCCCGGCAAACGGACAAACAGCGACUCCUUCACUGCAGCUGCAACUGAACAAAUCAUGGCUUUCAGGGGUGUUCAAGGGACUAUAACGUUACUGCUGUUUCUCCUUUGCUUAAACCUCCUCAUAGGCACAGAUAAGAAGACAGCAGCAGUAAACAUUCGGGAAAAAUGUAUGUGCCUCAGAGAGACUGAUGGUGUACCAAUGAGAAGAGUAUCGAACUUCAACGUGAUUAAUUCAGGGCCUCACUGCUAUAAAGUGCAAAUCAUUGUCUUCAUAGGGAGUAAAGCCGUAUGUCUGGCUCCAAAUUCCAAACAAGGAGAGAAGCUUCAUAACUGCUGGAAGCGGAUCAACUUCAAUGAGAGGAAAAAGAAGAAGGUCUGCCUGGCGUCAGGAAAAGUCAAACGGAAACAAAAAAAGCCCAAAACUGCAUAACUCUGGUCAAAGAAUCACUUCUGUGUUAACUGUCCUUUUUUUCUUAUGCUUUAUUUUUGUAUCAUAUACUAUUUGUACAUCGAUUUUUAUUCAGUGUGUAACAAAAAUAAAUGAGUUUAAAAAUGUCAACAGAAAAUACAGUGGAAAAUAUGCAGAAUAAAAUGCCAGAUGAUCUAGAUGAAGAAAUACAAGAGCACUAUUUCGACCUGAGUGAUUAUUUAUUUACACAACUACGCAAUCUAAUAUUUUAAGGGAACUGGAUAUUCUGACAGCCCUUAUAUGUCUAUGGCCAUUAAUGUUAAAAUCAGUCAGACUGAUCUGGAUAUGAACACACCUGAAAAAACUCUAAACAGACAAAAUAGCAAAAUGAAUCAAAGCACAGUGAAUUCAAGCCAGUAUUUCAGCGUAAAUCUGAGUUCAAACCCAUUUCUAUUCUAAUAUCUAUUGUAAUUUUCUUAUUCAAACACUGUCAGAAGCUUCAGUGUCCUUCGUUCAGUCAUGUAGAGUUUCUGUGCACAUUCUGUUUGUGAACAUGUUUUUUUUUUUUCGGUUCUGGUUUCUUAUGUCCAAGAGCAUGCUUAUAAAUGGAUUUGUCUUGCUAAA
This is a messenger RNA of Silurus meridionalis, 1055 nucleotides long. It is a transcript of the gene cxcl18a.1, whose product is annotated as chemokine (C-X-C motif) ligand 18a, duplicate 1. NCBI's taxonomy places the organism in Eukaryota, Metazoa, Chordata, Actinopteri, Siluriformes, Siluridae. Gene Ontology annotation, biological process: inflammatory response; neutrophil chemotaxis; cellular response to lipopolysaccharide. Bases 78 to 452 code for a protein of 124 amino acids. Gene Ontology annotation, cellular component: extracellular region. Gene Ontology annotation, molecular function: chemokine activity; CXCR chemokine receptor binding. The transcript is spliced from 4 exons. The record is from RefSeq and is a predicted model, not a curated record.